CCUAUGUACUCGAGUUUCCUCUUCGUCGGCGACCUCGACAUCGGUGAACAGAGGUGACAGUGGAGAACGAGAGUUCAAGUGCGCCGGAACAUCCCCGAAGCGAAGGACGAACUCGUAGACCCGCGGAUCGGAGAAACUUGAAGAAUAAACUAAUCGAAGGUACUUCGAGUUCGAGCUUCCAUCGGCUGGAUCGAGGAGAUCCGAAGAGAGGCAGGCGGAGGGAGGCAAAGGAGGCUCGUUACCUGAAAUCUGGGAUCUCACCUGGACGCGAGUAGUCGGUGCUGUUCCCGCGAGGCGUGACGAGGUGGGGGUAAGGCUAGUCGUUGGCGCGCUUCGAAACCCCGAACGGGAAGGCAAUCUGCUCGAAUCCGGCGGAGCGCGAGCAGGUUAUCCCGUGGUGAGCGCGUUCGUUCGGUCGCCCCGUUAUUGGAGAAGGGAUCGGAGCACGGACAGACGGACGGGCGGUGUGAGAGAGAGAGAGAGAGAGCGAGAGGGAGAGGGAGAGAGAAGCAAGCGGCUGCGAAGCCGUGAAAGAAGCGGGAGUAUCGGAGCAAAGACUGGGCAACACGGUGCGAGCGAGAUCGAGACCAGAGGGAGAGGAAGAGAGCUCGAGCUUGUGUUAUAGGAGACGAAGCGGAGGGAGGGACGAAGAGAAGGGCAGACACACGUCUAUAGGAGGUAGUCACGAGCUUGGACGAAGCGCCUGCGCUCGCGAGCACUCCUCUCGCCGUGCGUCGCCUGCUCGCAUCGACCACGCUCUCGUCCACGUAGACGAGGCCCGACAGACAGCCGACGUGAAAGCUCGCGCCACGAUGAAUCGCGCUCGCCGUCGGCCCGCCAGACAGGAUGUCAUUCUGCUUCGCUAAUCGGACACAGGAAGCCACGCCGGACCGUGGCGUCGAUUGCGCUCGCGCGCUCCUGCGCCAGCGCGACGGGCACACGUACACGGCCGACGACGACGACGACGACGACGACCGUCCGAGAAACCACCAGCCCCUUGUUGUGUUACCUGUGUGACAACGCCGCUGUGUGUGGGUGCACGCGAGGACCAAGAACAGCCGAGCCGAGGCGAGCCGAGCCGGGCCGGGCCGACCUGAACUGAAGAGCUGUGAAACUGUUCGCGACCCCGGAACAACUUUGCCCGUUUUCGGCCGUCGAUUUCGACUGGUACCGUUCCACUCGUGACUCGGGUAAUCCAUUCCGAUCGCAGACUAAAACGCGCCGGGAACGGUUCUGUCGCCAGGGGUGGAUUCUUCGGGGUGGAGUGGGUGGCUUUUCGGGGGAGGAUCGCCCCCGCCUGAGGCUGGAUGCGCCGUGAGUAACCGUCGGAUGCGAGAGCAGGAAGAGAAACGCCUCGAACAUAGGGUCGGCUUUGCUGCAGAAGUGGAGGAGGCGGAGGGGGAGGAAGAGGAGGAGGAGCUGCUGGUGCUGCCCGGCGUGGAGGGGCUGGAGGUGAUCGUCUGGUGAUGAUGAUCGGUGGCGGCAUCGCGACCCCUCCUGGUACUGCCAAGUCGGCGGCUGCGAUCGACAGCAAAAUGGUGCAGGUCGACGGCAUUGGCAGUGGUAGUGUCAGUGGCAGUGCUAGUGGUAGUGGUAGCCCUGCGACAGGCGCGACUACUACGCGUCUCACUGGCGGCAACAAUGCCGCCGGUAGCAACAACAACAACAACGGGGACGUUGCGAACAAUAACAAUAACAACAACAAUAACGAUGGACAUCCGGUGGUUAACAGCGGCUCCGCCCAGCCAGCGGACAAGUUCUGCUGCCACGACGACGAUGCGCCAGUCAGCACCGGCGUCACGCGACCUUGGGAACCACCCUCGCCGACCUUCUCGCAGACCAGGUCCCAUCUACUGCCGGUACAUCCGCCGCAUCCCCAUCAGCAUCCGGCCGCCCAUCACCAUCAACAGAUGACCGUGCCGCCUGUCUCUCUCAUCGACGGCGUGAGCUUGCAAAACUGCACCGCGGGCCCGUUCGCCAGCGGCAAUGGCGGCGGAGCUGGCAGACAAUGGUUAUUGGAACUGACCCAAGAACUAGGAGCCCUAAGACACUACAACGACCUGGCGAACCACGCGCUGUCUUUGAACCAACAGGGCGUAGUCGUCAGCAAACUUUUGGGUACGCUACGCCCGUCGGGCGUAAUCGGUGGCAGCAAGCCAAAAGUCGCGACGCCGGCCGUCGUCGCCAAGAUCGAGCAGUACAAGAGGGAAAACCCGACGAUCUUCGCGUGGGAGAUCCGGGAGAGACUCAUCUCCGAAGGCGUGUGCAGCAACUCGACGGCGCCAUCGGUGAGCAGCAUCAAUCGGAUCCUGCGUAAUAGGGCAGCGGAGAGGGCGGCUGCGGAAUUCGCGAGGGCGGCCGGGUACGGUUUGUACGCGGCGCGUCCACACCCGUACUUCAACAGCGCCCAUCAACACCCGAGGACCAGCCACCAUUUGCCGGCGAGCUGGCCGGCACCGGGGGCGGCGGGUCACCCUUGGAUAUUGCCGCCGUUGGCUACCGGAAUCUCCGGCGCGGCUUCCGCUCUCCUGCUGCCCCCGUCCUUGAGCCCGGGAGCCGCCGCAGCUGCAGCUGCAGCCGCCUCUGCAUCGGCCGCUGGCACCGCGGACCACUCCCUGCACGCCGACGCGAUGGCUCGGGGAUACCUGCAAGACGGUGACGGUGACGACGGUAGCGUGGAUGGAUCGGAGCAGCCUAAGUUCCGACGGAACCGCACCACCUUCAGCUCCGAGCAGCUGGAGGAGCUGGAGAAGGAGUUCGAGAGAUCGCACUACCCCUGCGUGUCGACGCGGGAGCGUUUAGCCUCGAAGACUUCGUUGUCGGAAGCUCGUGUACAGGUUUGGUUUUCCAACAGACGGGCAAAGUGGCGGCGUCAUCAGCGCAUGAACCUCUUAAAGCGUUCACCACCGCCGCCGCCGCCACCGCAGCCGCAGCAGCAACAGCCGCCGCCGCCGCCGCAGCCGCAGUCCGCAUCCGGUAUAGAACUCUGCCGUGCGUCAAGCUGCUCCAUCGCCGGCAUGGGCGGCGAAAGUAGCGCGUUCAGGGCGGUGGUGACCAACUCCUCGUCGAGGGAGGCUUCGGAAAGGACCGAGAGGAUCGACAGGGUCGAGCCAGUCGCGAAGCAGCCGGAGAGGAAGCCGAGCGCGUUCAGGAUGAUCAGCCAGCUGGUCGGCGAGGACUCGCCGAGCCUGCCCAGGCCCUCGAGUCCCGCGUACGAGCAGCAGAGGCACGGGCCCAAUUCGGGGCCCGGGAUCGGCUCCUCGGAGCUGGCGAACAACGGCGAGUUCGAGAGGCCGGAGGACGAGGAAGAGGACGAGGAGAUCGACGUGCAGGACACGGACCAGGACGUGCCCUCCUCGCCCACCGUCGCCUGGAGGGACCACUGGACGGACCAGCAGCCCCUCGAGCUGACCAAGCACGACCGCUGAAAGCGUUCAAGGUGGUGUCCUACAGAUCCUUGUGAUUCGCGCGGUGUCUCUACGAAAAUCCUCGAACGGUGACGAGAGCGAGAGAACGUUUCGGUGUCUGCCUAAACCCUCGGAGCCCGAGCCCGAUCCCGAUUCCGGAAUUUGGCGAACUGGGCCGAUCGGUGCGUCGGAAUCCCAUUCAGGAGACUCGUCCUCUUGUUUGCUUAAUGUCUCCCACUUUCUCCGUCGCCGGCCAACCAACAAUGUCGGCCGGACAACGUCCCCUAGCACCUAGGAAGCUACUUACUACGAUUACGGUCAAUUUAUUACGAUUAAGGUUACGCUAAGUGCUACGAAGAUCGUUUGUGUAAUGCUCCAGCGCGGCAUCCGGUGGCGUUACGGUGUGUUCGGAUCAGACGAAUCCUCGAUCGUCCUCCAGUUUGAUCAAAUACGCGCUCGCUACGCAAGAACAACAACGACGAAUCGGCGAGCUAAUGAUCGUGCGGUUUAAGUUGAUCAUCGACGAACUCGUGUGACUUGGACAUUCGUCGAAUCGUGCAUGAAUGCGGCACGUUUGAUGAAACGGCGACAAUUCGCUUGGUCUAGAAGCAUCUUCACGCCGGAGCCGCAGGCAUUUAGAUAGGUAAUUAACAACGUCGCGGACGGAUCAACGCCCCGGAACAAACCUGUUCGGAACUAGUCCCGGCCGAAUCGUUACGCCGCGCGGAUCCUGAUCAUGUAUUUGCCUAGACGCUGCUGCGUAGGUAGGAGUAGGUGUUCAGACGAUAAUACUGUAACCGAACUCUGUUAACAGUGACUCUUAUUUAAAUGAAUUCGUUUGUAAAUAUUCACACACACACACACACACACACAAACACACACACGGCUUUGAAAAAUGAUCUUUUACAAUCUA
Molecule: messenger RNA, 4320 nt
Organism: Megalopta genalis
Lineage: Eukaryota; Metazoa; Arthropoda; Insecta; Hymenoptera; Halictidae
Gene: Eyg
Product: eyegone
Biological process (GO): anatomical structure development; regulation of transcription by RNA polymerase II
Molecular function (GO): DNA-binding transcription factor activity, RNA polymerase II-specific; RNA polymerase II cis-regulatory region sequence-specific DNA binding
Source: RefSeq, a predicted model, not a curated record